Messenger RNA from Orbicella faveolata, 3974 nucleotides. RefSeq lists its product as uncharacterized. NCBI's taxonomy places the organism in Eukaryota, Metazoa, Cnidaria, Anthozoa, Scleractinia, Merulinidae. The record is from RefSeq and is a predicted model, not a curated record.
ACUUAAAAGGCCAUUUUUGGGGCUCUUCAGAAAAUCCUCUCGCUUUUCAGUGGGUGGUCGUCCUUUUGUGCUGUGUCAGUGUGUUAAAUCCAGUUGUUGUCGCUCUUCAGAUUUGUUCUCUAUUGAUUCCUCUGCACCCAGUAACGCAAAUUAAAAUGAACCUUAACCCCGUUGUAAAAUUUGUUUCAAGAGUAGCGUUUCCAAACCAACACAUUAUUGACAUUUGUUAUCAUUUUGCUGGCAAAUACAUGCCACUUUUCAAACGGAGAAAAAAGAACAAGUUGUUUUGGUAUUAAAUUUCACUAGUUUCCAUUUCUUGGCGCUCGUAUACUUUAAAGACUUCCCGUGAAAUUUGAUAUGAUGUUUCGCCCGGAGUGAUUGAAGAAAUUUUAACUGGGCCGUACAGUCUUAAAACACGAUCCCGGGUCAAGCGGACUAUAAAACUGUCUAUUUUCCACACUGCUUCGGCUCGCGAGUGUUUGUUUGAAAACUGCUUAAACAGUCGCGUUUUCGUGACAAGCCACAUGGAAAUGAUGAUUUAAAGAUCAAACUUUACAGCUCUUGAAAACAAAAUCGAUAACAAAAACGUUCUUUCUUGGACUGUUUUUCCUUGUUAUUUUCUUUACCACUGUGUUUUUUUUUGGGUCUGCCAAUUACAAAUCUGAAUCCCCAUUUUCUACCAUUCCUUCAAGAUUAGGAUCAUCUACCCCAAGAAAUAAGUAACCACUAUUUUCUCCUCAUAAAGUUGGUCAAAUUUAAAUGAUUAUUCUGGUUUAAAGGGGCGAUAAUUUUACCCAGGAUUUUUGUUUACUUCGCAGUUAUUAUUCCGUGUACAAAGCAUCCUGUUUGGUUGCGUCAUGUCCGCUGGGUGUGUUUUUCUAUUCCCUGGUUUUCUGCUGGUUUUUCCGAGAAAAUUUUGCUUGUUAUAGACACUCCGCAUUCGAAUCACGUGGCUUAAUUAGUGUGCACAGACCCAGUUUGAUGCAAGACGCUGGAUAAGUUUCGUUGUCGUUACAUGAAACUAAAAGCGAAACAUUCAACGAAUGGGCGCGAACUAGUCUUUCAUAUUUCGUUUCAGCUCAGCUCUCUUGUUACGGUAAAGUCUUAGGAAGAAAUCAAUUUGAAAACAAUGCAUGGCAGUUCUACAAACCGUAGAAGUGUUGGCACUCGGUGGAAUUGUUGGAAACAUUGCAUUGUCCCGUCAUAAUUGAAGAAAUAGAAAAACGAAACAUCAAUCUUGACUAAGACCGCUAUCUCGGAAAAAUCUUACGGUAGGAAAGUUAGAAAAACUGAUGAAAGCUGGGCGAAUUCAUAUCAAAGGGUAGAGGAAACCUUAAAGCUGCAAAGAUCUUCAAUGUUAUUCUGAAAUUUAAAUGAAAAAGGAGCUGACAUGAUGAGGAAAGACAGAGUAAUUUAAUGGAGACAAUUGAGUGCCAUUUUUGCUGCUGCAUUUAGCUAAACGUUGUCCACCAUUGGUUCUCGACCGCUUUUUCCGAUUUAGUGAUUUUUUUUUUCGUAACAUAAGUCGCGGAGUCCUCUUUUAAACAAACUAAAUGACAAGAUUUCAAAGUGAACUGAAAGAAAAUACUUCUCCUUCUCACGACAACCAAGUCAGUUUUCAGACUUUUCAUGACAGUUAAGUGUUGUCGCCAAGUCCUUUCUGUGGUUCAUAUUUUUGUAUUUUAACACUAAAUUACAGUAGCAAGAUCUCUAGUUGUGGUUAUAAAACAUAACAUUUUGCUGAAAAGAUGACAGGGUAGGAAGUCCUCUUUCGCUCUCUCUGCUGGGUAUCGUUACCUCCAAUACUGAAACACUUGUUUGGCUCAGUUGCUGAAGGAAGUUGACUUUUUUUACGAGGCAGGAACUCAUUACUCUAUCUCUCGACAACUGGCUGCUGUAUUGGCCCCACAAAUUAAAGCACUCCGGUUUCAAUUUGUUUAUAUUUUGCCUGAUAGCUCACAAUUCGCUCUUUCACUAAUGUAGUUUUUCCUUAUUUUUUUUUCUGGUCACAAGACUCAACUAACAAACUAAAAGGUUUCAGCAUUCAAGACUGGGUUGGGUUUGAACGGUUUGAGAAAAUUCUUUGGUUUGGGUGGCAUGUUGGUGAUUUCUAAGGACUCUUGUAAGCAUUUCCAAACCUAUCUCAAUGACUGUGAAUGAUCGGCGUCCACUUGUUCCUCGUUCGCUGACCUACACUUGCACCAAGUCAGAUUUUCAACUUCCUGUCACAUUACAAAAUCUGCUCCAUGCACACAUGUGGAGACGCGCCCGCCCUGGAUAAUGUUUUUCCCACGUGUCCGUGUGUGAUAUUAAUGUGUCCUGAAAAAAAUCACGAUGAAAAGCAAAAGACAAUUUACCGGCGGUAUAUCUAAUGCACGUGACAGCAGUGAUUGCAGUAACAGUCACGCAACAGCUCGACUGGUAGAAUAUUUCUCAAACACGAAAAUUGGGUUUUACUAAUAAAGAAAGCGAAAAUGCGUGCAGUUUAUUUCUUUAUACAAAAGAAAAAGCCUAAAUAACCCAGAUUUUGAGAAUCGAGUUAAAAGAUUCCUUUAAAGAUCAUAUUUUAUUCAUGUUGACCUGCCGCGCUUGAGAGAUCAAUACAGGAAGACAUUCUCUCGGUUCGCUGGGCAACCAGCAGUCGUGCGUUAGCAACCUUUACUUCACUCUUAAAACUCACUUGCACAUGUCGUGCUUGUUUGGAAGCACGAAAAAUGAAGGAUCAUACCAAUAAUGGAGAUUGCGACCUGGACGCCUUCAGGGACAUCAAGCCAUUCCAGCUUCCCAAGUCUAAAGACUGUGAUAGAUACAGCGACUUACCAACCAAUGGCUUCUUGAACUGGGCCGCGUGUUCACAGCCUCCGCGUUACGCUGAAAUGCCGCCGCCACUCCAACGCAUAAUGCCAAGCAUCACGGAGGAAGUAGUGUUUUUUAACGUUCAAAAGUGCUACGAGAAAGUGCAAUGCCGAAAGAACAAGAAAUCGAAACAGCGUGUACAUGGCGCUACAAUAAACUUGAGAGUCGCGACCGAUGCCCCUAUAUCUAAAGUAGAGGUGUAUGUGGAGAGGCUGCCAAAGGCUGCUGUACUCUGCGGCGAUAACAACGGAAGGGUUCCACUCAAGCUCAAGAUGGAAAACCUCAUGUAUUCUGAUAAUUAUCAAAGACAGGACCAAUACUUCUCGGUUGACCUGGACUCUGUGUACCACAACCCUCUGACUGGCUCUCCAGUCUACAAGCUGUCCACAGUGGAUUCAGAGAGACGCAACCGCUUUUGGCUUCUAGCUUAUAUUGUGUAUGCCAAUGGACGUAAAAGUCAGCCGUUCUAUAGUGAACCAUUUCUACUCAAAAGCAAAAGAAGCUGUAGAGUUUCCCCGUAUUAAGGAACAUUUUUCCCCUGACCAAGAUUAAAACUAACUUCUGUGAAGUGUUCAUGAGGGAAGGUCGAAAGAGACAAGUUGUGUUACGCGGUAAAGACUGCCUGAAUCCUUCCCUAAGCGUAGACCGUAUGGGUCAUGUUAACGUAAAGGCAAUUUUUCUUAUAAUCUAGUUUAUGUUUCGUUAAAUAUACAGCGAUUUACUUAACCCGUGAAAUAGUAUCUAGGUUGUAUUGUCUUAACUGUUUUGCUCCAAUUUUCAGUUUACUAUUGUAACUGUAAUAUAAGCUGAACAGAAAAUUUUCUUUUAACUCGGGCACACUAUAGAACUAAGAAAAGAUUGUAAAUGUAUAUGCUUUGUUCAAAGAUCAUUUUGUAAAAAUUAAGUUCAAAAAAGGUUUUGACUUUUCGAAAAGGUUAAAAGAGAUUUAUUAAUGAAAUGCUUGAGUCAAAUGCGCGAUCCGCAAUGGUCGAAGACCAUUUAUCAUACGUGUUCUUAAACUUUCACUACUUUUGCUUUCAAAGUAAAGCAGCAAAGUACAAUUGCGUGUCAAUACUGAAACAUCGCUCAGCUUCAAUAAAAAGCAGCCUGAAACUCCA